Messenger RNA from Drosophila takahashii, 823 nucleotides. The record is from RefSeq and is a predicted model, not a curated record. NCBI's taxonomy places the organism in Eukaryota, Metazoa, Arthropoda, Insecta, Diptera, Drosophilidae.
UCCCAAAUCUUCAACCAUGUCCCAAAGUGUAACGCCCAUCCCGAGCACUCCGCCUCCUUCUCGAAGGGCCAACCGACCGCCCAGGAUCAAUAUCCACAAUUUGACCAGCGGAUCGGCGAUGAGCCAGGCAUCCAUGCCACCCAGUGCCCAACCACCUUACACGGCCCAAACGAACUUCACGGGGAAUGGAACGCAGGGACCCUACUGGCCACCGGUGGCCAAUCCCUUCGGAUCCGGCAACUUCAUGACCAAGGGCUACGAGGGCUUCCUCGACCUCACCAAGUCGGGCAUGAGCUUCGGCGAGAAGUUCACCUUCGGGAUGUACAACAAGCUGAGCACCUGGUCGCGCCGGUGGUUCACCCACAUCUUCCUGCUGAUCAUCCUGGCCCUCUACAACGUGGGUGGAGCACUCCUGUUCAAGACCUUCGAAGACAUUGGGAUAAAGGCACAAAACAUUGAGCUCCAUGAUCAGCGGUUAAGAUUCUUCGGAGAAAUGUGUAAGAUGUUCCACAAUAAACAAGCAAGCGAUUACAAUUCAACAACAUUUGUCGGUCCGAUGAACGAAAUACUCAACAGAUAUUCGCCAGUGAUCGAUUCUCUAAUGAGAUCCAAAAUGGAAGAUGUGCCUAAUCCAUGGACCUUCUGGAACGCCAUGGUCUACUCGGCCACCAUUUACACGACAAUAGCCAACGAAAUAUGUGACACAAAAGAUGGAAAUAGUUUCGGAUUUUUUGGCGAUCGUCGACAUUUGCGAGAUAAAAAAUUUGUGUCUCUUCUGGUGCAGACACGGUUUAUGAGAUCUCAAGAUCUCAAGAGGCUGUGA